ACGAGAUCCGUCUGGGAAAGGCCAAAACAGCAGGGCCACUUACGGUGAGAUGCCGAUGCCGGGCCCAAGUAGACCCGCGUGGACCACCUCAGGGGCAGUGCACACAGUGCUUCGUGUCUGAUCGACGGGUGUGUGCCCUCACAGAAGAAACAAAAUGUCUCAAAAGCAGAUGAAGGAAGCUUUUGUCAGUAAUCUCAACGGGACCAGCGUGCUGGAAGUGACCCAGGGCUUGUGCUUCCCUGCAUUCUGUAUCCUGUGUCGAGGCCUUUUGAUCAUUUUCUCACAGCACGUGUGUUCUUUCUCACACAGCUGGAGCACACGCUUCUUCAUGGACUUUGUUGUCCUUGUAGUCCCCUUGGUGAUCACUAUGACUCUGUUGUCUCCGUUUAUCCUACUUGAGAAUCUCACUGCAGUUGCCUGUGGGGCAUGGCUGUUGUAUCAGAUAUACCAGAGGAGGACUUGCCAAGCCAAAGUGCCUGUUCAGAAGGUCUUUGCAAACUUCUUGCAAAUCAGCCUAGAAUCAGAGUACAGUCCAGCCGUCACUUAUUACCGGGUCAUUAAUAGUGUGUUUACUGCUAUUGCCAUUUUGGCUGUGGAUUUCCCACUGUUCCCUAGAAGAUUUGCCAAAACUGAGCUUUAUGGGACAGGGGCAAUGGAUUAUGGAGUAGGUGGCUUUAUUUUUGGGGCUGCAAUGGUUUGUCCAGAGGUUAGAGGGAAACAUGUAGAAGGGUCCAGAUUUAAUUAUCUUAGAAAAUCACUGUAUUCUGUCUGGCCCUUAGUUGUCUUAGGAAUGGGACGGUUAGUCAUUAUAAAAUCCAUAGGCUAUCAGGAACAUUUAACUGAAUAUGGUGUUCACUGGAAUUUUUUCUUUACUAUCGUAGUUGUGAAAUUAGUAACAUCACUUCUUUUGAUUAUUUUUCCUUUAAAUAAGUCCUGGGUUGUGGCUGUUAGCCUUGCUGUGUUAUACCAGCUAGCUCUUGACUUUACUCCACUCAAGAGGAUAAUUUUGUAUGGCACUGAUGGUAGUGGCACGAGAGUGGGCUUACUAAAUGCCAACCGGGAAGGCAUAAUUUCCUCUUUGGGGUAUGUGACAAUAUACAUGGCUGGCGUGCAAACAGGGUCGUCUGUGCUUAAGAAUAGAACACACAUCAGAGACUGGAUAAAAGUGACUUGUUGUAUUCUCUUAGUGGCUGUUAGCUUUUUCAUUUCUCUUUAUAUAGUUCAAGUGAAUGUAGAAGCCGUAUCUCGUAGAAUGGCCAAUUUAGCCUUUUGUGUGUGGGUGGUUGCUUCUAGCCUGAUGCUUCUUAGCUGUCUGUUACUGAGUGAUAUAAUUUUGAGUUUUGCCAAAUUUCUAAUUAAAGGGGCUCUAGUACCAUGUUCUUGGAAACUUAUACAGUUGCCUGCUACAAAUAAAAAACAUUCCAAACCUCUAAUCCUAGAAGCUGGGAAAAAAGAGCCCAGUCUUUGUUUAAUCACAGCUCUGAACAGAAACCAGCUGUUUUUUUUCUUACUGUCAAAUGUAACAACUGGUCUCAUUAACCUGACAGUGGAUACACUGCACAGUGGUGCCUCCUGGACUUUAGUUGUGCUUGGUAUUUAUAUGUUUGCCAACUGCUUAGUUAUCUAUCUACUUGAUUUACAAGGUAAAACCACAAAGUUUUGGUGAUGAAUUUGUAGGCUAUAUAUAUUUGAACAGCAUUAUUUUAGUGGAGGAGAAUAAAUGUGAAGGAAAUGUGCUCUCAGCAAUCCAGUCUUCUGUUUUUGUUUUUUUUUUUUUUCAUUUGUUUGUUUUUGUUUUUUCGAGACAGGGUUUCUCUGUGGCUUUGGAGCCUGUCCUGAACUAGCUCUGUAGAUCAGGCUGGUCUCGAACUCACAGAGAUCCGCCUGCCUCUGCCUCCCGAGUGCUGGGAUUAAAGGCGUGCGCCACCACCACCCGGCUUUUUUAUUUUUUCCAUCUCUUUAAAAAUUGCCCACGGGUAAGACUACACACACAUCACUGGGCACUGGGGGAGGACACUCGCUGUAAGCAUGGCCUGGCCUGCAAGGGUGAUGGGGGCGUGGAUCUGGCCUCACUGUGGCCACUGGUGAAGGAUGGAAAUGAGCUGGUCAGCCUCAGCAAAGACUGGGAGCAGCGGUCGAGGGAAAGACGUGCGGUGGAUGUGAAGCACCGUCCCUGAGGCAGGCUCACAGAAGACCAGCUCUCCUGCUUGGAGGUCCAGCAGCACGCCCAGUUGUGCUGGGUACCGAAACAACACCAGAGGCUCAUGCUGCCCAUUGUGUGAAAAAUGGAACUCUUGAUCAUAACGGGAGAAGACCCAGGAGAAGGCAGGCAUUGUGGUCCAGGCGGCAGUUCCUACCAGAACCCUUUCUAGGCAGCUGGGCUGAGGCUACACCCUCUCUAUAAGCACAGCUGUGCUGAACAUUCACUAUCCAGGCAUGGAGUCCGGCCGGAAGGUGGUGGCAGCCAAGGCAUUAGGCCAGAGGUCAAAGAGCUCUGGGUCAUCUGAGCAGGCUUGGACCUCUUGGCACUGAAGGUCAGGGUCCUUCAAUCUUCAGACAAAUGCAACAAGGGGUUGACAGUCCUUUCAUUGACAUCUCCUCCAUGCCUGAGAGAGCCCCGAGACCCGAUGUUGCCCAGAGCUGAGUCAGUAGUGGGCUCCAAGCACUCUUCUAGUUAAAGCUUAAUUUGUCCGACUCCUGGGGAUCCAAAAUGCCCUCUGCUUCCUCAGCUCUCUCAACAAUCUCGUGAAUACGCUGGAGGUCAUCCAGAUGAGUGAGCAUGCCCACCAGGCUGGUACAGAGGGUGUCCAGCUUUUUCAAUGCCUCAGUCCAAUGUGCCCGCUGAGUCAGGAUACUCUGGUGAGCCCGCUCCUCUUCCCUGAGCACUUGCUCCAGCAAUCACUGUUCCUCAGGCUCACACAGGUUCCUCACCAGGCUCAACCUCUGGAUAACCAGCUCCCUCGCUGCACUAGCCGUGCUCACUGCUUCUGGUUCUUCCCUUGCAGGACCUCCACCACUUUCUUGGUGAUGCCAGCGCUCUGUAACUGCAGCCUCUCACAUUGGUCCACAAUCUUGUUUCGCAGCUCCUUGGCGGAUGCGGUGCCCAUCACAGCAGCUGCCCAACCUGACGCAGGCGGCGCAUACCGCAUACCAGCCAUCUCUCGAAGAGGCAGAACUCGCUCAGAGGCUCUCUGUGCUCGGAACAGAACUGGUCCGGCUCUGAUUCCAGCCGGGCUAUGUUGAGAGACCCUCAUGAAAAAAAAAAAGCGAAACAAAGUCUUGUGACUUACUGGAACUUAUGUCAGUAUUUUAAAGACCUUGUUCACAGGAUUUCAUUUUGUCUGGAGCUCACUGUGGUGCUUGUACCUCAGCCUCAGCACAGGAAUUUCAGGCAUGAGCCACCACACCCGACCUGUCGGUAGUUUUGACACUGGAAAAUGGAGGGUGGGAUUUUUUACUGUCUAUAUAUCAUUCCAUUGUAUUUGUGAUUGUUUGUAUGAAUAUAUAUUGUAAAAUUAUUUUUGUGUUACAUGAUGUUUACAUUAAGAUAUUUAUGAAUUGUCAUUUAAAAUUUUUGUAUGUGUGUAUAUUUUGCCUACAUGUAUGUACAUCACAGGUGUGCAUAGCUCACAGAGGCCAGAAAAGGGGGUUAGAUACCUUGGGCCUGGAGUUACAAAUAGUUGUGAGCUGCCAUAUAUGAGUGCUAGGAAUUGAAUGAACCUGGGGCCUCUGGAAGAGAAGGAAGUACUCUGAAUCACUAAGCCAUUUUUUUCCACUUCCUUUAUUUCAUUUAAUUGGGAAUCUCACUAUGUGUGCUGAUCUGGAACUCAAUCUGUAGACCAGGCUGUCCUCAAACUCAUAGAGAUCCGAUAUCCUUUGCUUCCUGAGAGUUCGAAUCAAAAGUAUGUACCACCAUGACUAGAAAAUACAGAUUUUCAAUAUAUCUUCUUAAAGUUUUCUUUUUAUUAAAUUUAUUCCUUUCUU
Messenger RNA from Alexandromys fortis (reed vole), 3984 nucleotides. It is a transcript of the gene Pigw, whose product is annotated as phosphatidylinositol glycan anchor biosynthesis class W. The transcript has 2 exons. The coding region runs from base 155 to 1666 and encodes 503 amino acids. The record is from RefSeq and is a predicted model, not a curated record. Gene Ontology annotation, molecular function: glucosaminyl-phosphatidylinositol O-acyltransferase activity. Gene Ontology annotation, biological process: protein localization to plasma membrane; GPI anchor biosynthetic process. Gene Ontology annotation, cellular component: membrane; endoplasmic reticulum. NCBI's taxonomy places the organism in Eukaryota, Metazoa, Chordata, Mammalia, Rodentia, Cricetidae.